Messenger RNA from Orbilia oligospora ATCC 24927, 519 nucleotides. RefSeq lists its product as uncharacterized. The transcript is spliced from 3 exons. The record is from RefSeq and is a predicted model, not a curated record. Lineage: Eukaryota; Fungi; Ascomycota; Orbiliomycetes; Orbiliales; Orbiliaceae. Bases 1 to 519 code for a protein of 172 amino acids.
AUGCGCUUCACAGUUUUCGUAACAGCAGCUUUGGCUGCUUUUACUAUGUCGGUAGAGGCAGUUCGUAACCUGCAAAAAUUCAAGGUUCAAACUAAAGUUAUCGAAGGGAACCGAAAGUUUGAUGGGCUUUGGGCCUCUCUAUAUCAUACCGGAGCAGGCACAGCAGAUGUCUACUUCCACAACAACCGAACGGCUGCAUUUUCAGCCUUUUUGAACCAUACCCAAUUCCAAUGGGUGUACACCGGAGUCUCGCAGAUUCCGUACGCACUAAAUCUUCAAUACCAAACCUACGCCGCCUGGGGACCUCUCGAAGUCUCUCCAGGAUAUGGCUCUGACUACUACGGGAAAGGGUUUGUGUUCAAGAACGGCAACCAGAUUGUGGAUAAAUUUGAAGAAUGGACCGGUUGGUUGGUUUGUGAUUGGUGGCAUCAGGUUCCGCAACUUUUUUGGACCCAGAUCGGGGCCAAAGUGAAAGUGAUUCCUUCUUGUGCAAAAGUCCAGCUGAUUGCAAGAACAUAA